Molecule: messenger RNA, 530 nt
Organism: Selaginella moellendorffii
Lineage: Eukaryota; Viridiplantae; Streptophyta; Lycopodiopsida; Selaginellales; Selaginellaceae
Exons: 3
Coding region: 55-432 (125 amino acids)
Source: RefSeq, a predicted model, not a curated record
UCUUUCUAUCGCAUCCUUCUUUGUUUGUUUCUUGUUAGCUUGCUUCAGAUAGUUAUGGCCUAUCCUCGAGUUUCUUCCGUUCUUGUGCUGCCAUUGCUGUUUCUAGCAAUUACCAAUGCUGCUCGUGUCUAUGAUGGAGUAACGAUCCUUGCUGAAGGGGUGGAUGCGAUGCACGAUUCAAGAUAUAUGGCUACUAUGGUGGAAAACAAAGUGCUAACAAGCGUCGUGGGUGACACUUACUGUUGCCUCAAGAACGGCUAUGGGUGCAUGCAAAAUUGUGACUCAUCCAAAAACUACUCAUGCUGCCUCAAGAAUGGAUAUGGCUGCAUGUGGAUGUGCGAGAAUGGUGUGGAGCACUACUGCUGUGAGAAGAAUGGCUAUGGCUGCACCAAGAUGUGCCCCAAGUCUACACUCACUUCUGGCAACCUGUAAAAUGGUGUGGAUGUGGAUGUGUAUGCGUGCCGCUAUAGAUCUAUGGCAGCCAGUUCCAAUAAAAACUGAGUGGCUCACUCUCCGAUUUUCUUUUCAGA